AUGGCUGUAUUUAUUGUUAUAAACAUUUUGUAUAUGGUAAUACAGUAGUUCUUUGUAAGAUAUUUUGUAAAGUAUCUUUGCUUAUUAAGUGAUUGGUUGUUUAAAUUGCUAAAAUAUAUCACUUAAAAGUAGACAUCAGCUACAAAAAGGUAAAACAGGGAGCAAAAGUGACCGCGCCCACUCGCUGUUUAGGCCAGCCAAUAGUUGUGGGCUCAUCAGCUCAGUUUCAGGCCCGACCGCUGGCGUUGUUAGAUUUAUCUCGUCACGCAACACUCCUCGGAGUAUUGCUUGACGAAACAAUCAGUUUUCAAGACAGUGACUGCAGCUUGUUUGAAAAAAAAAAAACAGGUUUGACUCUUUUAUUGACGGCAAAGAAAUGCCUUUUGUUGCUUUUUCUUGCUCUUUAUCAUCGCUGUCCUGAUUACUUGAACUUGCUUGUUUUCGUUCAAGCAAGGUUUUUUUUUUCUCAGGUUGCUGUUUGCUUUCUUCGCGUCUCGUUCACUCUCCUUACUUAGUGUGAGCGAGACUGCUCACAGUCUACAUCUCUUUUUCAGUAAACGUGUUGUGUGAGUUAAUUUGUUUUACCGUUCUAAUUUAAUUCAGGGUUCUUACAGAGUCUUUAAUUCUUGAAAAAGUCUUGACAUUUGCCCAGCAAUUUUCCAAACCUGAAAAAAGUCUGGAAAACAGAGAUAUAGUCUGGAAAAAUAGUGCAAAUUCUGGAGUUUUUUUUUUUUCAAAGCUACAACAAGUGCUUAAUAAGUGAUUUUUUCCCCGUGGUCAAAUCUCAUUUAAUAUCGCCCGUAUUUUAAUCACAGUAAGACAUUCUCGAUGAUUCAGAUCUACUUGAUCGAAUAACCGACAUGUUGAAUGAUGACUCUACCCAUCAUUGGAGACACCUUGCGAGGGCACUCAAUAUUCCACCUGAAAAAUGCAAGAUCUUUGAACCAGCAGAAGACAAUAACAGUCCGACCAAAUUGUUGUUCAAAAGCAUUGAGAAGUGCGAGCCUGAUUUGACAUUUGAAGAACUUGUACUAGCCCUUGUAGCCAUGAAAAGACAAGAUGUCUUAGAUGUCCUUCAAAAAUAUUUUUCAAGUAAGUUCAAUUUUCUAGUUUGAAAUCCUAUGCAUGAGUGCCGGGUACUUUCACAGACAGGUUAUCAGUAAGAAAACUUAGCACUCUUUUUACUUUUAUGGGGAAUUUAUUUUGUUUUACAUCACAAAUAACAAGCCUUUUUGUGGAAAACAUUUAUUUCUGGUAGUUAUCUUCAAGUUGAAAUUAUUGCUUUACCCCUCUAAGUCGAUUAAUCCUUCAUCGUCACUUUAUAAUGAAGGGUAAAUAUCAUGAAAAUGAAGGAAGUUAUCAUCAAAGAUAAUAGUCUUUAUUUAUAAAAAUUCUUGUGUUUAGAAAUGUAUGUUUCCCAACCAUUCGAUAGAUUUCACCAAUAUAUCAUGACUAGGAAAAAUUCCAGAAUCUAUCCCAGCAGUCAUGUCGAUUUGUGAUGUUGGGCAGGGGACGGGAGGGAGGGGUAGGAACUGAAGUAAGGUCAAUAGAGGACUGGUAUCUAGCUUAAACUUUUGCUGACUGAUUGCUAUCAUUCCCAUUGGUCAAAAUUUAUUUAUUGGUGACCAUCGCGCAAACGUGAAACAGGUUGCUGGACAAAAUUGAAAAAGUUCCAAAUUUCUUUGACUCCUUUCUGGCCAGAUGAUUGGGGUUGUCUUCUCGUUAGUGGGCAAAAUCGUCGUGCUCAAGCCUACAAAAUCUGGAGCAAUUGGGAAACUAUAAAAUCCCCGAUCAUCUGGGAUUUUCCUUAACGGCAUAAAGGCAUAAAGUGUUUAGGCAGCGAAGGACACUCUAUUGGUUCAAGUAACAGAUGCAUUGUUAGUUUUCGUUUUUUGAAUCCCAUUGAUCCAGUGGUCUUUUCAUUAUAUCAAGUGCACAUGUUGAGAGACUAUGUUUGUACACCAGGUGAUGACAUUGAUCAGAUUUUGGAAGAGAACAAUCUCCUUACACCAGCAGAAGAUCCGUUAGUGGACCAGAAGGAAAUCUAGCGUUGUUCUCUUGGAAAAGAGAAGUAAAGAAUGCAGCAAAGUUACCUGCUUGCAGAGGCCUCUUUUUCCUCUUUGGGACAUGAGGCGGGCCUCUGUCAGCAUGGAAGCAACAAAGGGAUUUCUUGUGUGAAGUUUGAAUGUAGAAUAUGUAAUGUUCUUAUUAUAUCAGUGGCAUCUGAAUUAUGAUGCACACAAAGGAAACUUUUCAUGUUGAAAAUGCUAAAUGAUCUCGAUACAUUAUUGUAUCUUUUGUUAAAAAAAAUUGAUGAAGCAGGAAAAUUAUAUUUUCAAUAGCCCCUCUACAUUUAGGACUAAUUUUAGGUAUUCAGUAUGACGCCAUUAAGGACCCUGAAUUUUAGACCACCUGUUUGCACCCCCUUUUUGAACGACGUUUCUUACAAUCUUGCUGUGACAACAUCAGAAUAAAGUAUUUCGUUUCGCGUAUUCGAAGGGGCAAGAGGGCAAACCGUUGUUGCUCGGAGUAUCUCUGGAAGGUCGUAAUUGUUCACCAGUAGGCUGAUUUAGAAACAGAACGGGAACGUCAGUUGACGACGGCGCGCGCAAAUCAGACAACUGCCUUGACCAAUGGCAGAGCGGCAAAUUAAGCACCGGAAGUCGUGUUUGGUCCUUUCCGCGCGCUUUCCCGUCGUCAACUGACGUUUCCGUCCUGUUGCUAAAUCAGCCUAGUAGGAUGCCUAAAAUGUUCGCAAUUCUACAAUUAGUUUCGGCUCCAUUGUUGCCGACUUGACCAUUUAAAUUUUUGUAAGGCACACAAGAUGCUUCAAAGGUUUUGCCUCUAUACUGAACACGCGCCUAGAACGGAUGAAAUCUUAGCUGAUAGUUAUUCAAUUUAGUGAAACUUUCGUUCACAGUGAACAGUACCUGUGUGUUCUUUUCAUAAAAAUAUUUCAUCAAGUGUGAUUAUAUCUAGGAAGUCUAAUUUGGUCAAAACACAGCCACGAAUCAUUAUUUAAUUAUCAAUUUAUUUAGACGUGCUAUGUAAGUUAUAGAGAUACAUGUAUUAAUUAGAAACUUAUUAAAUUAAUUUGUUGUAUUUAUUUGAAGGCUUUUUCAAAAGGUUCAGAAGUAAUUCCAAGGAUAUGUACAAAUAUUUAGUGAUCUUGUAGACAUUCAAUGGCUGUAUUUAUUGUUAUAAACAUUUUGUAUAUAGUAGUACAGUAGUUCUUUGUAAGAUAUUUUGUAAAGUAUCUUUGCUUAUUAAGUGAUUGGUUGUUUAAAAGGGCUAAAAUAUAUCACUUAAAAGUACACAUCAGCCACAAAAAGUUAAAACAGGGAGCAAAAGUGACCCCGCCCACCCGCUGUUUAGGCCAGCCAAUAGUUGUGGGCUCAUCUGCUUUCGGGCUCGAACGCUGAUAUUACUAGAUUUA
Molecule: messenger RNA, 3436 nt
Organism: Porites evermanni
Lineage: Eukaryota; Metazoa; Cnidaria; Anthozoa; Scleractinia; Poritidae
Source: the annotation of a GenBank genome assembly